Molecule: messenger RNA, 2166 nt
Organism: Protopterus annectens (West African lungfish)
Lineage: Eukaryota; Metazoa; Chordata; Ceratodontiformes; Protopteridae
Product: acetylcholine receptor subunit gamma-like
Exons: 12
Coding region: 98-1693 (531 amino acids)
Biological process (GO): regulation of membrane potential; monoatomic ion transmembrane transport; signal transduction
Cellular component (GO): neuron projection; synapse; postsynaptic membrane
Molecular function (GO): acetylcholine-gated monoatomic cation-selective channel activity; transmembrane signaling receptor activity
Source: RefSeq, a predicted model, not a curated record
CUGUGUUCAGAGUUCCAUAGUCAUAUCAAACAGCAUGCCUGCCCCAAAAAUAGCCUCCCCAAAAUAAACAAGAUCCGGACAGAAGCAUGUUACAGCAAUGCGCGACCAGGCAGUAAGGGAAAAGAGAAAGCUGCUGGACUUAGGAAAGAGAGACACCAUGAAGCUUACCCUUUUCCUUAUUUUCAGUUUUCUGGCAAAUGUGGCCUACGCCAAUCUGGAAUCGGGUCUUCUAGAGCACCUGAUGUCAAAUUAUGAUAAGAUGACCAGACCAGUUACGAACAUAGAGGACAUUGUUCAGGUUAAUCUGAAGCUGACCCUCACCAAUCUAAUUUCUCUGGAUGCGAAGGAAGAGGCUUUGACUACCAACGUCUGGAUUGAAAUUACGUGGGAUGAUACUCGUUUAGCUUGGGACCCAUACAAAUUUGGCAACAUUACCGUGCUUCGUGUCCCCCAUGACAUGGUCUGGAUUCCGGAUAUUGUGCUUGAGAACAACAUUGACGGAAACUUUGAAGUUGCUUACUAUGCAAACGUGUUAGUGUACAACAGUGGCUAUAUGUAUUGGUUACCCCCUGCCAUAUUCAAGAGUGCCUGCCCCAUAGAAGUGACAUAUUUCCCCUUUGACUGGCAGAACUGCUCCUUGAUUUUCAGGUCAAAGACAUACAGUGCUAAUGAGAUCAAUCUAGAGCUUGCCAUGAGUGAUGAGGCAGAAGGGAUAAUCGAAUGGGUGGAUAUUGAUCCUGAAGCUUUCACUGAGAAUGGGGAGUGGGCCAUUAGGCACAGGCCAGCCAAGAAGGUCACCGAUCCAAAGUAUACCCGUGAUGACCUAGAGUACCAAGAAGUACACUUCUACCUCAUCAUCCAGAGGAAGCCACUAUUUUACAUCAUUAACCUCAUUGUGCCCUGUGUCCUCAUAUCUUCCCUUGUCGUUCUGGUCUUCUUUUUGCCAGCCAAAGCUGGAGGACAGAAGUGUACAGUCUCCAUAUCUGUGCUUCUAGCCCAGACUGUCUUCUUGUUCCUGAUAGCACAGAAAGUUCCAGAGACAUCUCUAAGUGUGCCACUCAUUGGCAAGUAUCUGAUGUUUGUCAUGUUUGUGGCCACUUUAGUGGUAAUGAACUGUGUGAUCGCACUCAAUGUGUCCCUAAGGACACCAAACACUCACACCAUGUCAGGAAAACUAAAACGGGUCUUUUUGGAAGUGCUCCCCCAGUAUCUGGGCAUGCAUUUGGAACCUUCAGAAGACUCCUGGGACAUACCAAGACCUCGCAGGCGCAGUUCCUUUGGGACAAUGCUCAAGGCAGAAGAAUAUAUUUUGAAAAAGCCACGUAGUGAACUUAUGUUCGAAAGGCAAAAGGACCGUCAUGGGCUGAAGAGUCUGUUCUUUGACAAAUUUGCGGAUGGCGUAGAUGUUGGUACCACCACUAACCUUUACAAAGGUCUUGCACACAUGGCUCCAGAGAUUAAAGACUGUGUGGAUGCCUGCAACUUCAUUGCACAGAGUACAAAGGAGCAGAACGAUACUGGAUCUGAAAUGGAAAACUGGGUACUGAUUGGAAAAGUCAUGGACAAAGUCUGCUUCUGGAUUGCCAUCCUCGUCUUCACUAUUGGAACAGUGGGCAUUUUCCUCAUGGGACACCUAAAUAAUGUGCCUGAACUCCCUUUUCCUGGAGAGCAAAAGAAAUACGCACCACCAUAACACCAUUUCCUGACUUCUUCCUGGUUAACAUUCUUACAGCCCAUAUACUAGGAACUUACAGACCUCCACACCAGACUUCAGUAUGAAUCAAGCUUUAAAAUGUCACAGUUCUAAAAAAUAUAGCAGAUGGAUAACUUUAUGCAUUAAAGUGCAACUGGUGUUUCAGUUUCUUCCAUGUAACCCUACACGUAGGGUUUGAUGAAAAGAGAUAUUUUACAGCCUGUGGUUUAUAUGAGAACUUCAGAUCAACUCAUAGCACUGAUUGAAUCAAUCAGACUUGUUUUUUUCUUUUCAGUUACUAUUGAGAAGACUUCCAUUGUCAUAAAUAUGACCCUGUAAGUGAAACAAAAAUGUACAGCUUUCCAUGAACAUCUUAAAAAUUGAUAGAAGGCUCAGCUUGCUUAUAAUCAACCUGCUGUAGGGAGUGGAUAUUUUAAAGUUCAUCUGGAAAAAUUAAAAUAACAUAAAAAGGU